This is a messenger RNA of Sardina pilchardus (European sardine), 2394 nucleotides long. Its product is annotated as protocadherin gamma-A11-like. Gene Ontology annotation, biological process: homophilic cell-cell adhesion. Gene Ontology annotation, cellular component: plasma membrane. Gene Ontology annotation, molecular function: calcium ion binding. The transcript has 3 exons. Bases 1 to 2394 code for a protein of 797 amino acids. NCBI's taxonomy places the organism in Eukaryota, Metazoa, Chordata, Actinopteri, Clupeiformes, Clupeidae. The record is from RefSeq and is a predicted model, not a curated record.
AUGCGCGUGUUGAGUGAUCUGCAAAUGCAGAUUCAACACUUCACACAAGGAACAUGUGUCUAUGCACAAAUACGGUACUCCAUUCCGGAGGAGAUGAGGAAAGGCUCGCUUAUUGGGAAUAUCGCGAAUGAUCUCGGCUUGGAUGCAAGAAGGCUGCAGUCAGGAAGAGCUCGUAUCGUCAAAGGAGACAGCCUACAGUAUGCUGAGCUGAAUUCAGACAAAGGGGUUUUGGUUGUCAGUGAAAGGAUAGACCGCGAGGAGCUUUGUGGCGAUACGACUCCGUGCAGUUUCACCUUUGAAAUUAUCCUCGACAAUCCUAUGGAAUUACAUCACGUCACGGUUGAAAUAUUGGAUGUAAAUGAUCAUGCUCCAACUUUUCAGAAAGAUAAAAUUAAUCUGGAGAUCAGUGAAUCGGCCACGCCAGGAGCGCGCUUUUUGCUGGGCAGCGCAGAGGACCUUGACGUCGGGGUAAACGCACUGCAAAAUUACAUUCUGACUGAAAACGAUAACUUUGUUCUUAAACAGCAUGCUCGCCCGGAUGGGAUCAAAUAUGCUGAGAUGGUGUUACAGAAGCCAUUAGACAGAGAGCUGCGUCCACAGCUGUCUUUAACUCUCACAGCUGUGGAUGGAGGAGACCCCCCGAGGUCUGGCACUCUUAAUAUUAAAGUGACUGUACUAGACGCUAAUGAUAAUGCACCUGUAUUUAACCAGUCGGUAUACACUGCGUCAGUAGUCGAAAAUGCACAGAGAGGCACAUAUAUAACCACGGUCAAUGCAAGUGAUGCAGACAGUGGUGCAUAUGGUUUGAUUAAUUACAGUUUUGCAAAUCUUAAAGGGAAUGUUGCUACGAUCUUUUCAAUUGAUGAGGACACAGGUGUGAUUUCCGUUAUAGGAGAUCUCGACUACGAAAAGGUCAAGAAAUAUGAAAUUGGAAUCGAAGCGAAAGACCAAGGUGGUUUAGGGGACUCCAGCAAAGUGAUAGUUGAAGUGAUUGAUGUAAAUGACAAUGCUCCUACUAUAAAUGUCAUGUCUUUUUCAUCACCUGUGUCAGAAGAUGCACCCCUUGGCACAUCAAUUGCAAUACUCAACGUCAAAGAUAUUGAUUCGGCGGAGAAUGGAAACGUGGAGUUAAAAUUAGAUCAAAGUAUCACUUUUAAACUGAAAUCCUCUUUAAGAAAUUAUUAUACAUUAGUUACUGAUGCUCUUUUAGAUCGCGAGCGUGUGUCAGAAUACAAUAUCACAGUCACGGCCACAGACUCAGGCUCUCCUCCACUUUCCAGCCAAAAAACAUUAACCCUUAAAGUGUCUGAUGUUAACGACAACGCUCCCAAGUUUGCCCAGAGUGUAUAUGAAGCUUAUUUUUUAGAAAAUAACCCUCCAGGCGUGUCCAUCUUCACAGUUAGUGCUCGAGAUAACGACUGGAGCCAAAACGCACGGAUAUCUUAUCUUUUAGACGAAAGUGCAUGGGGCGGAAACCCCGUAUCGUCAUAUAUCUCCAUAAAUGCGGAGAGUGGAGCUGUUCAUGCAGUUCGGUCUUUCGACUAUGAGCAGAUGAAAAAAAUAAAAGUUUGUGUCAAAGCCCAGGAUGGAGGGUCCCCUCCUCUUAGCAGCAACGUGACACUGAACAUUAUUAUCCAGGAUCAGAAUGAUAACGCACCUCAAAUACUCUACCCAGUGCAAACAGGUAGCUCUGUGGUGGCUGAAAUUGUGCCUCGUUCAGCAGACGUUGGCUAUCUGGUCAGCAAAGUGGUGGCUGUCGAUGGGGACUCUGGACAGAAUGCCUGGCUCUCAUAUAAGCUGCAUAAAGCUGGAGACAGGCCGCUGUUUGACGUGGGCGCACAGAAUGGAGAGAUCAGAACUGUGCGCCAAGUGACUGAUAAAGAUGCUGUGAAACAGAAACUCACUGUUGUAGUGGAGGACAACGGACAGCCCUCUCGCUCAGCUACAGUCAAUGUGAACGUGGCAGUGGCAGACAGCUUUCCUGAAAUACUCUCAGAAUUUACAGACUUCACGCGUGACAAGGAUUACAAUGACAACCUGACAUUCUUUUUAGUUCUGGCAUUGGGCGUGGUUUCCUUCCUCUUCAUUUCAUGUGUAGUCGUGAUCAUCUCAGUAAAAAUCUACAGGUGGAGACAAUCUCGCCUCUAUCAUUCCAAUCUACCGGUGAUUCCGUACUAUCCUCCGCAGUACGCAGACGCAAGCAGAACAGGAACUUUACAGCACGUCUACAAUUAUGAGGUGUGCAUGACGAAUGACUCUCGGAACAGUGACCUGAAAUGUAUACGGCCCGUUAGUCAGAGUCUGGUUAGCAUCGACGCAAGUGGCAGAGACACUCUGAGGCUAGCACAGAAAGCAGCAUACCUAUCUGAUUCACCUGAAGAGAUAAUCGUUUAA